GUAUUUCCAGCUGCCAUUAUUCUAGUUCACUUUCGUCUCCAUGACGCGUUUUCUUUUUCGACGUGUGAAGUAGUUUAUAGUUUUGACUUAUCAGGAAUCGUUUUCCUAACAAUAUUGGAAAAACGGGAAACCCCACAAUUCACGUUCUCGUUUGCUGCUUUAAAAAAGGUAAAACAGAGCUAGGUAUUGGGACUAUGGAUUCCAUAGUCUUUCCCAAAACAUUCGUGUCGCUUCCAAACCUUGAAGACAAGAUUCGCAUGCUCAAAGAGUUCAUUUCUUGGAAGACUGAUGUUGCUUUAAACUUCCCCAAGCACAGUGCUUCAGGUGAAGACCCAUCGAUCCAAUUGGAACUGAGAGCUGGGCAUGUAAUUACAUUCUCAGGUGAAGACAUGGAGGUGUUAGAAAUAACUUGUGAUGCAAUGAUGAAAUCUAAACCAAAAUCUGCACGCUCCACCAAAAUCUUGCACUCAACUCCAAAAUCCCAAGUUGCCCCCAAACCUGUUGCUUCUGUUUCAUAUGCCAAGAAGUCUUUGCCUCCAACAGUUGGGGAUACUUCAAAUUCAGAACCCAUAGAUAUAACAACAAGAGAAAAACAACGAAAAGAAAUCCAUCAAGAAGCAAAGAUCAAGCAAUCAAACCAACAGCUGAUGAAGUCAGUGAUUUGGGUGUUAGUGCUCUACCAUCAUCUGAAAGCGAAGAAUCAGACUCUGGUAAUGAAGAAGUAGAUUGGCUGGCUCCAUCUCCUCCUCCUCGUACCCGCAACAAAAUCCCCCGGACUGAUGAUCGCUGUAUUGGUGGCAGUGCCUCAAGUAAUGGUGCCGUUCACUCGGCCGUUCAUCGCAAUGAAGUUAUUCUGACUCCUCCAGUAUCUCGGUGUAACACGCCAUCAUCUUUCCGAACUCCUUAUUGCCUUUAUUCCUUACUGCCUUAUUGUUUCCCUCAUCAACUUAGCAAUAUGUUUGCUGUUACACCCCUCUACAAGCUGCCAGUUAUGUGCCUUAUUGUUUCCCUCCAACUUAGCAAUAUGUUUGCUGUUACAUCCCUCUAAAAAACUGCAAGUUAUGCGCCUUAUUGUUUCCCUCGUCAACUUAGCAAUAUGUUUGCUGUUAAACUCCAUUUGUGUCAUGCUGUAUAACCUAGUCUUUGCAUUUUAAUCUCGUCGUCAAAUACAAAGAAAUUUGAACUCA
Messenger RNA from Daphnia pulicaria, 1187 nucleotides. RefSeq lists its product as uncharacterized. The coding region runs from base 195 to 725 and encodes 176 amino acids. The transcript is spliced from 5 exons. Lineage: Eukaryota; Metazoa; Arthropoda; Branchiopoda; Diplostraca; Daphniidae. The record is from RefSeq and is a predicted model, not a curated record.